AUGUGGCGGUCACAGACCCUCAUCGUCGCCCUCGCCGCCUGCCUCAUGGCAGUGGCGCCAGCCCAGGCAAUCCUCAACAACACUGUAACCCAGUGGGAGGCGCAGGCGCAGCAGGCUGUGCGCUCUAUUGGGAUCCAAAACCAGUUGUCCAACAGGCUGUACGGUCUGGUGGCGCUGGCCCAGUUGCACGCCAUCGAGAAGCUUUCCACGCUCGACCCCGUCAUCGCUGCGGGUGGUGCUGGUCACGCGGUGCUGUCCAUUCUGUUCCCCUCGAACCAGUCUGCCGAGUACGACGGGCUCCUGAAGAAGCAGCUCGACGCCGCCACCGGGGGCAAGGCCCUCACCGACGCCCAGAAGGCUGGCCUGAAGGCGGCCGCCGCCCUGGCUGGUGACCUGGUGCGCAACCACACCGGCGGCGCCUCCGCCGAGUACUCGGGCUUCAAGUUCGGGGCGCCCGGCCCCUUUGUGUACCAGCUCGCCCCCGGACAGAAGUACGCGCUCUACCCCCAGCUCGGGAACGCCAAGCCCUUUGUGGUGCCCCAGCCUGAGCUGUCAGCCAUCGUGACCAACACCGACGCCGCCAAGGGGCCCGUCUUCAAGGUGCCCCCGAUCUCGGACUACGAGACCGCGCGCAAGCUGGGCGCCAACACCACCGACAAGGCACUCGGCGAGACCGCCCUCUUCUGGGCUGACGGUGCCAACACCUCUGCGAUCAGUGGUCACUGGCUUGACAUUGCGAAGAGGGUGCUGCCCUCCACCCUGAGCGUCAAGGACAGUGCCCUGUUCUUUGCCAAGGCCUUCACAGGCGCCUGGGAUGCCAGCAUUGCUGCUUGGAAGAUCAAGUACUCCACCCUGCACUGGCGCCCCGUCACCGCCUUCCGGGCCGGCUACACCGGCCCCGACGGCCCGGUUGCAGCUGACAAGGAGUGGACUGGCUUCCUCACCAGGACCCCGCCCCACCCCGAGUACCCCUCCGGCCACCAGGCCACCGUCGGUGCGCUGCUGGAGGCGCUGGUGCGCCAGCUGGGCACAGACAAGGUGGAGUUCUCCAUUGGCAGCGAGGGCACCCCUUUCCUGCCGGAGCGCAAGUACACCGAUCUCACCACCCCCGCCGUCGAGGUUGGUGACAGCCGCCUGUAUGGUGGAGUGCACUUCAACACGUCCAACGUCGACGGCCUUAUCGUCGGUCGCGUGGUCGCCAGCAAGGCGUGGGACUCGCCCUUCUGGAACACCAAGGCUGCAGCCAGCGCCCCAGCCAAGGCCAGCACCCCUGCGGCCAAGCCCAGCGCGCCCAAGGCUGGCAGCCCGAAGCCCAGCGCGCCCAAGGCCGGUGCAUCCCCCAAGCCCGACGCCGCCAAGCCCGCUGCCCCCACGGACAAGCCUGCUGCCACCAAGCCUUGA
Monoraphidium neglectum is the source of this 1401-nucleotide messenger RNA. RefSeq lists its product as hypothetical. The coding region runs from base 1 to 1401 and encodes 466 amino acids. NCBI's taxonomy places the organism in Eukaryota, Viridiplantae, Chlorophyta, Chlorophyceae, Sphaeropleales, Selenastraceae. The record is from RefSeq and is a predicted model, not a curated record. The transcript has 10 exons.